This is a messenger RNA of Lolium rigidum, 539 nucleotides long. RefSeq lists its product as uncharacterized. Bases 46 to 510 code for a protein of 154 amino acids. The transcript has 4 exons. The record is from RefSeq and is a predicted model, not a curated record. NCBI's taxonomy places the organism in Eukaryota, Viridiplantae, Streptophyta, Magnoliopsida, Poales, Poaceae.
GGUCUCCUAAAGGGAUUUGGGGCCGGCGGCUCCGCCAUUGCUGUGAUGCUUUAUCCGAGAGAGGUUGCUCAGGCAGCAGAACGGCCGUCAGGGAGCUCGUCACAAGAUAACGCUCUGCUCUCACCAGAUACGAAACAGAUGCUUCGGAAACUGUGGAAUUUGCUCAGGAAAUUUCAGCUGCCUAUCGGUUUGAUUCUUUUGGUUGUGUACAGUUGGAAGAAACCAAUUGUUCUCGCCAUCAACACUUUGCUUCUACUCUACUCUACAAGGCCGGACCCCUAUUCCAUAUACUUGUUUCUUCAGGAGAUUCAUCAAGGGAAGGUGCGUCAGAAUCCUGCUUUGUGGAGGGAUGAGUUCAUGCAGACUAGAAAAGUUGAUACUGAAGACUACAAGUUCUUUUCUAUCGGAAGAGUUGAAUUAAAGGACGGAACUGUGCUACAUGCCAUCGGAAUUCUGGGCAACUGGUGGACCUAUCAUGUGUCUUAUGCCAAGAGAGUGCAGUCCAUGUAGCAUUUACUUUUCGUUCUGAGAAAUGGCUA